This is a messenger RNA of Pristis pectinata (smalltooth sawfish), 3166 nucleotides long. RefSeq names its product ATP-binding cassette sub-family B member 10, mitochondrial-like. Gene Ontology annotation, molecular function: ABC-type oligopeptide transporter activity; ATP hydrolysis activity; ATP binding. Gene Ontology annotation, cellular component: membrane. The transcript is spliced from 13 exons. The coding region runs from base 178 to 2283 and encodes 701 amino acids. The record is from RefSeq and is a predicted model, not a curated record. Lineage: Eukaryota; Metazoa; Chordata; Chondrichthyes; Rhinopristiformes; Pristidae. Gene Ontology annotation, biological process: transmembrane transport.
GGCGCAACUUCUAUCCGAUACAAUAAAGGCAGUGACUUUUGCGCUCAACCGAAUAGGAGGGCAACUGUUGGAGUUCCUGGACCCGCGGAGCAAUGUUAGGGGCGUGGAUUCUGCAUCGCGCUGGGGUCUUUUCACUCAGACACCGAGAUUAAGUUUGGGUUUUUAUAGUUCCACCGAAUGGCGUGCCGGAUUCUGCAGUUGCAGCGCCACGUCGCGCUGCAGAGACCCGGCUUGCAAGCGACCGCCACCGCUUUGCUGACUCGGUGCUGCUGGUACGAGAGGCGCGCAGCCCGGCGAGUCUGGCCUGAGCCCAGCGGCCGUGACCAUGGUAACCGCGACCUCGCCGUGCUUCGGCGCAGCUUCAGCGCCGGGUCUCCGCCGUCGGCAACCAAGCAUCGGCCGCCGCUCCUGAGCAGUGCCGAGGCCGUGCCCGGGCGGCAGCAGAAACAGGACGCGGGCCGGGAGACUGAGCGGCACCGGGCCGGCGCUGGACCUGCAGCCGCGGAUGUCAAGAGGUUGCUGGCUCUAGCCUACCCGCAGCGGUGGCCGCUGGCAGCUGCUGUGGGCUUUCUAGGUGUGUCCAGCAUGGUGACCAUGUCUGCACCAUUCUUUCUCGGAAAGGUUAUCGAUACCAUUUACACAAAUCCUGCAGGAGGUGAUGUUACUACGAGCUUGACUUCACUCUGUGCUGUACUAAGUGGCAUCUUUCUUUGUGGAGCUGCUGCCAAUGGUGCCCGUGUCUACCUCAUGCAGAUCUCAGGGCAGCAUAUUGUCAGACGCUUGAGGGGAAGAUUAUUUUCUUCGAUUCUUGGUCAGGAGGUUGGGUUUUUCGAUAAGACCAGCACAGGAGAGCUGAUAAACCGACUUUCAUCUGAUGCUGUCGUGCUUGGGCACUCAGUCACCGAGAACUUGUCUGAUGGGCUAAGAGCUGUGGGCCAGGCAUCAGCUGGUGUUGGCAUGAUGUUCUGGGUGUCACCUAAGCUGGCCAUGUUUGUCCUGGGCAUUGUUCCCCCAGUUGCCGCAUUAGCAGUGUUUUACGGACGAUACAUUCGCAAGCUUGCUGGAGUGACCCAGGAUUCACUAGCUGGUGCUACACAGCUUGCUGAAGAGCGCAUUGGAAAUAUAAGGACUGUCCGUGCCUUUGCCAAAGAGGACUCGGAGCUGCAGAUGUACAUGAACAAAAUCAGCCAUGUGCUACAGCUUGCCAGGAAAGAAGCAGUGGCCCGGGCAGGGUUUUAUGGGGCAACUGGACUGACGGGAAACCUGAUUGUUCUCUCAGUCCUCUACAAGGGAGGCCUGAUGAUGGGUGAAGCCCACAUGACAGUGGGAGAACUCACCUCCUUUAUGAUGUAUGCCUUCUGGGUGGGAAUAAGUAUUGGAGGCCUUGGCUCUUUCUAUUCGGCUUUAAUGAAGGGACUUGGAGCAGGGAGCCGGCUAUGGGAACUACUUGAAAGGAAACCAGCAAUGCCACUCAAUGAGGGCAAGGUUUUGCUACCAGAGGAGUUUAAAGGGGCCAUUGAGUUCUGUGGUGUCCAGUUUGCCUAUCCAACCCGCCAGGAAAUUGAUAUAUUCAGUGGGCUAGAUCUGUCUAUCCCAGCGGGCUCUGUGAUGGCUGUAGUCGGUCUCAGUGGCUCUGGAAAAUCAACAUUGGUGUCCCUGUUGCUUCGUCUGUAUGAUCCAGUUUUGGGCACUGUUACUGUUGAUGGCCAUGAUAUUCGCAGCCUCAAUCCACACUGGUUACGUGAAAACAUUGGAGUGGUGAAUCAGGAGCCCAUUCUGUUCUCCUGCUCGAUUGCAGAGAAUAUUGCUUAUGGUGCCACCAAGGACUCCAAUAUAACGAUGGAAGACAUUGAAAAGGCUGCCAAAAUUGCAAAUGCUUAUGAGUUCAUCUGCAGCUUCCCUGAAGGCUUUCAAACAGUGGUUGGGGAGAAAGGUGUCUUGCUCUCAGGUGGCCAGAAGCAAAGGGUUGCAAUUGCUCGAGCUCUGAUGAAGAAUCCUAAAAUUCUAUUGCUAGAUGAAGCCACUAGUGCACUGGAUUCACAGAAUGAAUACUUGGUGCAAGAAGCUUUGGAUCGAUUGAUGGAAGGAAGAACAGUACUGAUCAUUGCCCAUCGCCUGUCAACCAUUCAGAAUGCUGAUGCUGUUGCUGUCCUGGAUCAGGGCAAGAUUGUCGAGUGUGGCUCACACCACGAACUGCUCAUGAAUUCUGAGGGAUUGUUUCGAAAACUUGUAGAGAAGCAGACUUUUUUACAGAACACUCAAAGACUUGUGUUGAAUGUAUAAAUGUGCCUAAAUGUUGAUAACUUCACUCCAAACCACUUUUUCCAAAAAAUAAAAUCUCAAUUCCAGGUGACAGAUGAACACUUUGGGUUCUGAUUGACGACAGCAUGGGUAAGUAGAUUUUGUACAGUGAGAAUAUCAAAUCCCUUCUAUAGACUGGGGUAGAUGGAGAAACAUGAUAGUUUUUGUUUCAUGGAGUCAAAAGACAUGUUUCACCCCAGAGUACAUUCCACUCAUCUCACAGGAGUAGAUGGACCAUGGCAUUAUUUUGCAUGGGUCACAUCUUAACACUGAGCCCUUGAUGAAAAGAAGAAAGCAAACUUUUUGAUAGCUGAAGUUGCCCUUCUACAAAUGAUUCACUAUUUUAUAACUUUUUGGACUCUCAGUAGGAGAGGCCUAUUGUUGGUAAGUGACUUCCCCAGGUGAUUAGUAGGAUAUCAAACUCAGCAUUGAGGAAAUAUGUAGAGUUCUGUGUAUUUUAUGGAAUUUAAAAGUAUGGUCUUAUGUUUAUAGUUAAUUAGAAAUGUUUAAUUUUUUCCACUCAUGGUGAUUUAUAAAUAUACAUACAGAUUAAGUUCAGGCAUGUGAUCCUUGCAGCUCUGGCAUUUUUACAGCAAAUUAAAAAUGACCAACUUACAAUUUGUAAAUGGAGUAUUUUUCUUUUAGCUACCCUUUUCCCACAAAUGUUUUCCCUUGAUUGCCCCACCAGCCCCUCCCUCUUUUUAAAAAAGAAAAGAACAUGAGAGAAAAGUGUUAUUAAAAGACUGUAACAAUUCCAGCCACAUAAUUCUUACCAUUGUCUUCUCUUAGGAAGCUGAUCUGCUGCUCGAGCACUCAUUCAGGGGAAAAAAAACAUUGGUUCCUUGCCUUUUAAUGUCAAGUAAUU